AUGGCACCAAACAAUAAUAAGGAGAUUGUGAAUUGGACAAGAUUAAUGGAUGAUGCCCUCGUUGAUGCUUUCAUGAAUGAAUAUAAUGAGGGUCACAAAGUUAAUGGCACUUUUACAACUACAGCUUAUGAUAACAUAUGUAAAUAUUUGAGUGCUUUAUUCGGUAAACAAAUUGACAAGGAAAAGGUGAAAAAUCGAUGGAAGACUUUAAAGAAAAACUUUUCAGAUGUUUAUGACAUUUUCAAAAGUUUGAGUGGGUUCGCUUGGAAUCCAAUAACUCAAGUAUGGGAUGCUGAGCCUGAAGUUUGGGAUGCAUUAAUUGAGGCUAAACCUAAAGCAGCAUUGUGGAGAACUACUCCUUUUCCAAACUACGAAAAAAUGAUGAUAUUAUAUGGAGUAGAUAGAGCUAAUGGAGAUGAGAGUGAGACAUCCCGUGAGUGGAGAAAGAGACGUCGUUCUCAGGAAGAAGUCACUGAAACCGUCAAUGACAUUAACAAUAUUGUCUCACAAAAUAGAGCCACAAUUAAUGUUGAGCUUGAUGGACAAGAAAACUCAUCGAGACAAGAAAACUCACCUGAUCAAGAGCACUCACCCACUAUUAAUAGUGCAUGUAGUAAGAAGACAAAAAGGGUGUCUAAGGAGAAGGAGGCUAGUAUAAAUGAGUUGACAAAAGCAGUGUUAGCUGUGGCUGAGGCAAUUCAACAAGGAAAUGUGAUGAUAGGACAAAGUUUCAAGAAGGUGCCACAAUUGUCAGGUGAAGAAAUUUGA
This is a messenger RNA of Prosopis cineraria, 768 nucleotides long. RefSeq lists its product as uncharacterized. Lineage: Eukaryota; Viridiplantae; Streptophyta; Magnoliopsida; Fabales; Fabaceae. The transcript has 2 exons. The record is from RefSeq and is a predicted model, not a curated record. The coding region runs from base 1 to 768 and encodes 255 amino acids.